AUGUGUACAGCUCUCGUUCACCAAAAACUGACUUAUAUCGAGAAAUUUAUGCCUCUGCUCUGCGAGAAGUCACGCGGCGAAAUGGAAGUUGACGAAAUGUUCGAGUGGAAUCCGUACCACGUAACAACACCCGUCAAUAUUGGUCCCACGCAGGCAAUUUACAUAAAACCUAGUUUAACUUUGAUGCAUCAGGCUUUACUUGUUCCCGAAGUCCUCCUGGAGAUAUUCGCCUACGUGAACACAAUACCAUCUACUACUUGGCAAAAAACAGAGAGAUUCGGUUAUGUGAACACAAUACCACCUACUCAAAUAACAUCGACGCUUGCAGCGCUUGCAAGGACAUGCAAAAUCUUCCACGAGCCUGUGAUGGAUCUGCUGUGGAUUGAAAUCCAUGGCUUAGAACCACUGCUAGGCUGUGUAGCGAGGUUACAUCCACUGAUAUAUCGUAGGGGUACAAGGUGGGAUGAUAUUUUUUCCUGGGCGGAAGGCGUCGAGCCAUUAUCUGCCCAUGAGGCCCGUCAAUUUCUGCGUCACUUCUCCCGUAUACGCACAUUGAACAUAGAAAGGACCCAUCUCCAACUUAUCUCUGUCAUUCCCGCCAAUGUAUACGUAUUUCCGAGGCUGAGGUCGUUAAGUCUUUCCAUCGCAUAUUUGAAUCACUUUCUGCCUCUCACGCUGCACCCACGUCAUCUAUUGAACAUCGACAAGAGUCGGCAAUCUUUUGUGACACGUUGCAGUGCUUUGGAGCAUUUGUACAUACACACUGACGGCUAUUAUGACAUCGCAAGUCAGCUGUCCCUGCUAUCCGAUAGGAUUCGUCGGUGCACGCGGCUUGUAACUCUGUCUUGUCCAAUGCUCAACUGGGAAACAUGGAAGCACCUCUCCUGCCUCCCUACUCUUCUCAAAUUGGAAAUCGAUCAAGGGUAUGAUGACACUCCUUCACUAUCAAAACGAGAUAUCGUGAAUUUAUCAUUCCUUAACAUCACGAGCCUUUCCUUUCGAGGGCUGGCCGAUGCUGCAGAGAUCAUCACAGUCAUACAACACUCGCAAUUUCCCUCACUAAAAAAGUUCAAGCUUGCAGCCCUCUAUCUGUAUCCAGAAGAGGCCGAGCAACUCUUUCAUGCUCUGUCCUGCUGCAAAGCGUGUCAGACUCUAGAAGAAAUCACCAUUUGUUCUCCUGAUGAAGAGCAUGGACCCUCAGACAGCGAGCCUUUGACACCAGUUCCACAUUUGCUUUGCUUUACACAGCUUCGAACCCUGCAACUCUGGUUUUAUAAUCCCUGCAUCUACCUGGACAAUGGCAUUCUCUUGCAAGCUAUGUUUAGUUGGCCGCACAUCCGCACUCUGGAAAUCAACUACUUAGAUGACUUAGAUGAUCAUCAUGCUUCUUCCGAAGUUUCCCUCCAUGGAUUAUUCACAGCGCUCAGUCUAUGUCCACAAUUGCAUACACUACAAAUUCUAAUCAAUCUUGCAACUAUCGACGUUGAUCCUCAUGCUGAGCCAAUACAACAUACCUCCCUACAAACAUUGGAACUUUUGGAUAUAUCCCAGUCUCAAAUAGCAGAUGCUGAAGCUCUCGCUCGCGUCAUUUCCGCCUGGCUCCCUUGUGUCGACAAAGUCAACAGCAUUGGUAGCACUUGGGAUGAAGUCAACAAGCAUCUCAAAUCUUCGACAGCGGCUACUGCGCUGUACGUCGCGGAAACCUCCUAG
Molecule: messenger RNA, 1710 nt
Organism: Suillus discolor
Lineage: Eukaryota; Fungi; Basidiomycota; Agaricomycetes; Boletales; Suillaceae
Exons: 4
Coding region: 1-1710 (569 amino acids)
Source: RefSeq, a predicted model, not a curated record